Molecule: messenger RNA, 1822 nt
Organism: Nymphaea colorata (pocket water lily)
Lineage: Eukaryota; Viridiplantae; Streptophyta; Magnoliopsida; Nymphaeales; Nymphaeaceae
Product: transcription factor MYB46
Exons: 2
Coding region: 193-1221 (342 amino acids)
Source: RefSeq, a predicted model, not a curated record
GAGGCGGAGGAGGAAGACAACCCUUUCCCCGACAUCUUCUAUCACCUCUACAUCAUCAUCAAUCUCUCUCUCUCUCUCUCUCUCCCUCUCUCUCUCUCUCUGUACAGUGACGUGAGAAAGCAGGGAGAAGAGCAGCAAAAACCAAAAAUCCUGCGCACUAAUUGGAGGCCGGAUAGACGACAGGCCACCAUCAUGAGAAGAUCAUCAGAUUCUGCCCCUCCACCGUGUUGUAAUAAGCUGCUUACAAAUAUUAAUGGCAAUAACAGCGACGGUGGCGGCAGCAGCGGUGGCAUGUCAAGUAAUAAACUGCGGAAGGGGCUGUGGUCGCCGGAGGAGGACGAGAAGCUGAUAAGCUACAUGAUGCGGAACGGGCAGGGCUGCUGGAGCGACGUCGCCAGGAACGCCGGGCUGCAGCGCUGCGGCAAGAGCUGCCGGCUCCGCUGGAUCAACUACCUGCGACCCGACCUCAAGCGCGGCGCCUUCUCUCCCCAGGAGGAAGACCUCAUCAUCCACCUCCAUUCCAUCCUCGGCAACAGGUGGUCACAAAUUGCGGCUAGGCUACCGGGCAGGACUGACAAUGAAAUAAAGAACUUCUGGAAUUCUACCAUCAAAAAGAGGCUCAAGAAUCAACCAGUACAGUCGACAACAGUAGCAGGAAAGCAAAGCCAUGGCAGUUCCGAGACUAAGGAUCAUGAGAUGACGGGAGGAUUCACAUCCAUGCAGGAACCUGCCAUCAUCAUGUACAUGGACUCAUCGUCUUCUUCUUCCUCCUCAUCCUUAUCCAUGCAAGCUUCCAAUAUUCACAGCAACCGUUUCCAUCCGUCUCCGUUGCUAGAAGCCGGCUAUGGCGGCGCCACAACCGGCUUGACCAGCUACCUCCACAUGCCCACCAGCUUAAUGGACGGCGUAAAUGCUAAUAUUAGCAGUGGCUUGGAGGCAGCUUUUCCUAUCAUGCAUGGCACUAAUGGGCAAUUUUUCGUGCCAUCUUUGGAUAACAGCAUCGAAGAAAUCACCACUGCCGCCACCACCAGCGCCGCUGCCGCCACUCCUACCACCACUACGACCACCAAUGCUGAUAACAACUACUAUAAUACCAAUAACAAUGCUGGCGAUGCUCAUUAUUGGGAUGCAGACAAGUGGAGGUUGAGGGAUUGGGAUUUGGAGGAGUUGAUUGAAGAUGCAUCCUUCUCUUUACCCUUCCUUGAUUUCCAAGCUGAAUAGCAUUCACAUGCAGGCUUCUAGUAGGUCAUGCAGUCUUUUGACGCAUUAAAAUUUGGGGUCCCAAUUUUUUUUUUAUUAAUUUUGUGUGCCUUUUCUUUGAAGGGCUAGUAGCUGCUCAAUUAAUUAGUUCCAUGCUCCUAAAGGCUUUCCAAAGGAGUCCUACUAGUUUAUUCCCUACCUUACUUUUUUGAGUUUAUUAGAUAAAAGAAAAAGAAGUAAUCACAUGAAGAGGCUUCAAGUUUUUUCACUCACACAAUCCCGUGGGAUUUGUGCAAUUUGAGUUUGGAAAAACCAGAAGAGGUUUUCAUGGUAUACAAAAUAAGGGUACGUAUCUACUCAUGAAUGACACUUCAAGUUCAUCAACUUCUUUUUCUUUUUUUUGUUAACAAAAAGUUUUUUUACUUUUCCGGAUGCAUGCAUCAUAUUAGUGCUCAUGAUAGCUGGUUAUAUAUAUUGGUCAUACAAUAUUUUAGUGGGAAAAGGGUGAGCAGCAAUUAAAGGCAAAAUUAUGGGUAUAUAUGUACUGCUGAAAAUAGAAACAUGUAUAUAGAAAAUUCAGUGCUUCAUUUUUUCUUUGUGUCGUGAUACUGUAAUUUGCUUU